UCAUCAUCUUUCUCAAGCUUAUCAGAAACUCCUUGAUGUCCAAUAAUGAAACAGGCCGUUCAUCUUCAAUUGGACAAACUUCGUUCUCGAAAUUUAUGGUGUACUUGUCUUUCGUGGGGCCUUUUCUAGGAGGAAUCCGGAUAUUACUCUAUCAAGUGCUGCUCCAAAACGACUGUAAUGCGACUUUAAGAGGGUCGCGUGUAUUUCGCUCUUUUAUGUCGUAUAAACCUCAUGUAAGCAUUUGAUUAGAUGCAAUGGCCGUAGGAUGGUUUAUGGUCUAUUAUAGUUGUCUCGUUUGUUCAAUCGGUCAUGAAAAGGCACUAGUAAUCC
Aaosphaeria arxii CBS 175.79 is the source of this 330-nucleotide messenger RNA. RefSeq lists its product as uncharacterized. Bases 36 to 245 code for a protein of 69 amino acids. Lineage: Eukaryota; Fungi; Ascomycota; Dothideomycetes; Pleosporales. The record is from RefSeq and is a predicted model, not a curated record. The transcript has a single exon.